AUGUGGGCUCGACCAAUUAGAAGUGCAUCCCAGUCAUCGUUGGUAGCAAAAGAACUCAGAGCACCUCUUCGCCCUAAUGAAAACACCGACACGGAAUCAAUAUCAACCCGAUCUCGCGAAACCUCCUCUUCUCCGGAUUCUGCUUGCUGCCAGACUCCCGAAAUAUACAGCCCUGACCAACUCAGUAUAUUUGACCCUACUUUCUCGCCUACCCAGGGCACUGAUGUUGAUCCACUUCAACAUAGUUCCUCAGCGAUCCAGGCCAUGGACUCCUUUCAAAGAAUAGCUAGCCUCUGCACCCAAAUACCCAAACCUAUGCCUGGUUCUCUAACCCCAGAAGAUCAAUGGUUCAUUGAACAAAUCGUAGUUCAAACGCAAAGGGUGAUGAACUAUUGGUAUUUCAAGCUGCCAAGUGACAACAAGCAAGAACUUCAGUUAUAUGUUUAUGAUCGUUUAAACAGUACAAGGUUCAGUCGUUGGAUCUUUCUCGCGGUCAUGGGAACUCUCGAAUCAUUCCUUACGGGUCUCAGUCAUGGGGGGCUUAUUCUCACCAAUUUGAACACAUACCAAACUCUUCGAAAGAUUGCUCCUAUAUUCCUCAAGGUGGUAUACUCCAACCCGGCACUUUGGCCGGCUGAACCCGACCUCACGCGUAUUCCGUUGUCGGGUCUACUAACUUCUGCAUCCCAAGAGCUUACAUAUUUUGCAUUAGUCGACUGUAUUUAUGCCAUGGUCUCCGGACUUCCUCAACAAGUCGAGUAUGACACGAGGAUUUAUUCAAGUCUUUCAUUCUCAUCUUCCGACAAUCUGGCGCACGGUGUUCCCCCGGAACUUCUACUUGUGCUUGCCGACAUCAACUCGUGUCGCGACAAGUCCCCCCAUGCCCGCCGUUGGGAGCACAUAGAGCACCAACUGUUGACUUGGCAGUCCCGCCAUGGUGAAUAUGCAUUUGCAGAGUCCUGGAUGACUGUCGCGUGGUAUGCAGUCCAAGAGAGCUGGCGUCUUGCCCUUCUCAUUUAUCUUUACUUAGCCGUGUGCGGUGCUUCGUCAGAUGAGGCGCGGAUACAGUCGCGAGCAAAGCAGAUACUGCAAGUGGCUGGGACGGUGAAGAAACGAGGGACAUCCGAUGCGGAUAUCUCGUUUUCCAAUCAAUACCUAAUGGUCGGAAUAUGUGCACGAAACGAAUCGGAUCGUGAGAAAAUAAGAAAAAAACUAGUAUCAAUCAGCGAGACCAAGCUCUGGAUGAUGCAGAUAUUCAGUUACGUCCCUAUCCUUGACGACUUGUGGAAUGGGGCAGCAUUUGGCGGGCGUCCCGUCAAAUGGAGCGAUUAUAUCCGCUCGAAGGAAAUGGUACUUCCUUUAUAA
This is a messenger RNA of Rhizoctonia solani, 1365 nucleotides long. RefSeq names its product Fungal specific transcription factor domain. Bases 1 to 1365 code for a protein of 454 amino acids. NCBI's taxonomy places the organism in Eukaryota, Fungi, Basidiomycota, Agaricomycetes, Cantharellales, Ceratobasidiaceae. The record is from RefSeq and is a predicted model, not a curated record. The transcript has 6 exons.